This is a messenger RNA of Zootoca vivipara (common lizard), 1232 nucleotides long. Lineage: Eukaryota; Metazoa; Chordata; Lepidosauria; Squamata; Lacertidae. The record is from RefSeq and is a predicted model, not a curated record.
AUGAGGAUGCUGCGUCUCCCUGGGAUAACUUUUCUCACUUUGCCUUUUGUCAUUCAAGCGGGCACAGCAGGCCCCAAGAGGAAAGGAGCAGCUGACAUGUUUUCUUUCUUCGUCCCUCCCAUGCCCUCUAAUCCAGGUACCUGGUGCUAUGAUUCACAAGAUCCUAAGUGUGGUCCUUUGCACUGGAAGGACAUCUCGACAACCUGUGGGGGAGAGAACCAGUCACCCAUUAACAUCGACAGAAGGAAAACUCAACGAGACAGGAACCUCGAUGAGAUCUUGUUUGAAGGCUACGACCAGGCGCCUCCUGGCAGGUGGAGGCUGAUGAACGAUGGACACUCAGUUGUCAUGAACCUAGAUGGAGCAUCUGCUGCAGAUCAAAUUAACAUCACCAAAGGAGGACUUCAGGACACGUACCGGGCCUUCAAUUUCCACUUCCACUGGGGGGACCUCAGUCGAAAUGGCUCAGAGCACACCGUUGAUGGUCAGCAGUACCCAAUGGAGCUCCACCUUGUUCACAUGAACACCAAGUACAAAACCAUCACAGAAGCCAAAGGGCACCCCAAUGGACUUGCUGUCUUGAGCUUCUUGUUUAAGGUAUCUGAUACAGACAAUACCAAUUACAACACCAUCGUCACUGGCCUGAGGAAUAUCACUCGUGCAGAGGAAUAUGUCGAGUUGGCCUCCACAUUUUCUCUGAGCAACCUCCUCCCCAACAUGGCCUUACUCUCCAAAUAUUAUCGCUACAAGGGCUCCCUCACCACCCCAAACUGUGAAGAAGUGGUGCAGUGGACUGUGUUCGAAGAGCACAUCCCAAUCAGCAAGACACAGCUGAAUGCAUUUGUCAACACCCUUCACUACAAAAGCGCUGGAACAACUUCCCUGAAAAUGACCAACAACUUCCGCCCACCACAGCCUCUUCAUGGUCGCAAAGUCUAUGCUUCCAGAGACGCCACCGUUAGCCGUGGCUCCCCACUGGCUGUCAAUCAUCUCUUCCCUCUGUUUUUGGCUGUUUUGAUUGGCCAGCUUUCCGGCCCCUCCUAGGUGCCUCGGCCAACUAUCCAGUUCAAUAAUCAUGAUUGAUGAUGGCUUCGUGGCAUCUUCAUAUCCAUGCUUCUUCACUGUGAUCCUUUUCCAGCCGCUGAUCUGAACGUUGAAUGAGUUGGAACAAAACUGGCAACAAGAAAGGAACGCAACAUCUGACAAUUGUAUUUUGCUUAUUUUUUGGGGAA